Messenger RNA from Candidula unifasciata, 561 nucleotides. NCBI's taxonomy places the organism in Eukaryota, Metazoa, Mollusca, Gastropoda, Stylommatophora, Geomitridae. The record is from the annotation of a GenBank genome assembly.
AUGUCGUUAUCAUCCUCAUCUCAGACGUCAACAUCUUCCAGAAAGUCAGCAGAAGUUUCAGACAUCAGAGGUAGAGGCAGGAAGUCUGGAAGAGCAACUCCCACCAUCAGUGACAAUAUCAGUGAGAAGGCAGGAAGUAGUCAGAAUUCUGCUAGUGAGCAUGAUAAAAGUAGCCAGGUUUCUGCUUCAGAUAAGACUAAAUUUAGCCAGAAGAAAAAGGAUGAAGGUAGCCAGAAUUCAGCAAACUUGAAGAGAAGAAAGACAGCAGACAACAAGCUUAGCCAAGAAAGCCAAACUAACACACACACAGAACAAACUGAGGAACAGACAUCUACACCUCGUGCCAAGAAGUCGAAGCAGAUGCCAACUGUCAGGACACCGACAGGCAGAGUUCACACGGAGACAGCUGACAGUCCCCUUUUACGCAAAUCAACUGCCAGCUCCAAGCCCCGUGUAAUGUUUACAGGCUAUCUCGAUAAACAGGGGGAAAAGAUCGUUCGAGAUUUGGGAGGGGAGUUGGUCACUAGCGUCCAGGAGUGUAGUCACUUGGUUACAGACCGG